This is a messenger RNA of Triticum aestivum (bread wheat), 593 nucleotides long. RefSeq lists its product as uncharacterized. The transcript has 2 exons. The coding region runs from base 24 to 437 and encodes 137 amino acids. The record is from RefSeq and is a predicted model, not a curated record. Lineage: Eukaryota; Viridiplantae; Streptophyta; Magnoliopsida; Poales; Poaceae.
UACGAGCAACUAAUUCGCUAAUCAUGGGUUCACGCAGCCCUAUAAAGAGGGCCUACACGUUUCGUCCCAGACGCCAGAUACAGCAGCAGAUUAGUUUACAAUUAAAGAAUAGUAUCUUUCUAUUUGGUAGUAUGGACGGAGCUGAUGGAUCCGAGAAGCCCGCCGGUGAAGAGAGUGGACGCAUUGGAUCUGAGCAGCCCGCCGGUGACGAGAAUCAAAGCAUCACCAUUUCCCUUGAUCACUACAACCGCAUGAUGGAAGUUAUUGGGAGGAUCGACCAUUUGAUGACCACAAUUGAGAUGCAUGGCAGACUAAUUUCGUUGAUCCGGCGACAACUGGACGAACGUCGACGCGGUACUGGUUUCGCGCCUAGGCGGUGCAUGGCUUGCGGCGUGACGGGCCACAAUAGGAGUACCUGUGGACGUGCUUCUCGUUAGAAGACUUGGCGUGAAGAUAGGACAGUCUAGUUAAAGUAAUAGUUAAAGUAAUAGGUUUUAUUUCAUUCAUUUUAAAUUGCAGUAGUGAAGAUGUAUUUCCCUUGAGCAUUGUCAAUGUAUUUCCAUGAUGGAUGAAUAUAAUAAAAUGUUCUGUCA